Ectocarpus sp. CCAP 1310/34 is the source of this 748-nucleotide messenger RNA. NCBI's taxonomy places the organism in Eukaryota, Phaeophyceae, Ectocarpales, Ectocarpaceae. The record is from the annotation of a GenBank genome assembly.
AGAAGCAGAGUACGUCGCGCUAGGCGACGUAGUGAAGGAGAUUUUGUUUUUGAGGCAGAUUUGGCGUUUCAUGUUGCCGCAGGUCGGCAUGCCGUGCAUCCCCGUCUUCGAGGACAACCAGGGGGCGAUUCAACUAGCGCAGAACCCCAUCUCAAACUCGAACUCGAAGCACAUAGAUGUAAGGCACCAUUUUCUCAGGGAACUGGUAGAGAGGAAGGAAAUUUCGGUCAUUCACGUGCCGUCGCCGUACCAGCAUGCAUACUUCCUUACGAAGAGUUUGUCGAAGGAUGCUUUCGAGUCUCACCGUGAAUUUGGCAUGAACAUUUUGUUGUUUUUCUGAUAGGUUGUGUUUUGUUUUUGUUUUGUUUCUCGUUUUGUUUCCCGCUUUCUUUCAUUUCCCGCGCCAAGUAUUUGUUGCGCGCGAUGCAGCUUCCUUUGAAUUGUUUUCCUCUCUCUUAUGUUAUUCUGGCAAAGUCUUGGUGUCAUAUCGUCUGGGAAAGACGUCUUUUGGUUUGAGAUAUCGGGUGUUAGCGAAGUUUUCAGUGAGAGACUGUUGCGAGCAGGGGGGAUGUUAGAUAUACUCGCAGCAGUAUCUGGUCGUGAGGAUCCCAGGGGAUACGUGUUGGGAAUUUCGUGUGUAGUAGGGUAUCACCGGUGCAGUCACGGGGAUCCUUUUGGCGUGGUUGGUGCGAUGGAGCUUGCGUGCGUGUUGCGCACUUCUUCUUCCCUCUCGCUCUCCACCACCACC